This is a messenger RNA of Hemiscyllium ocellatum (epaulette shark), 1606 nucleotides long. RefSeq names its product zinc finger protein 271-like. Bases 49 to 1410 code for a protein of 453 amino acids. NCBI's taxonomy places the organism in Eukaryota, Metazoa, Chordata, Chondrichthyes, Orectolobiformes, Hemiscylliidae. Gene Ontology annotation, biological process: regulation of transcription by RNA polymerase II. The record is from RefSeq and is a predicted model, not a curated record. Gene Ontology annotation, molecular function: DNA-binding transcription activator activity, RNA polymerase II-specific; RNA polymerase II cis-regulatory region sequence-specific DNA binding. The transcript has a single exon. Gene Ontology annotation, cellular component: nucleus.
GCUCAUAAAGAUCUCCUAAAACACAAGGUGUAUCUGUUGUACAGCUACAUGGAAAAGGAACAUUUCAAGUGUCAAGUGUGUGACCAAGUCUUUGCACAAUUAGCAAUGCUCCAGAAACACCAACACUUUCACGAUGCGGAGAAGCUAUUUACGUGUGAGGUGUGUGAUAAAGCAUUCACACGGUCAUCAAGUCUCAAGGUCCAUCAGACAGUCCAUACAGGGGAGAAACCCUUUAAGUGUAUGGUUUGCAAUAAAGCUUUUGCAACAUCUACAAGGCUGCUAAUGCAUCAAACGAUUCAUACAGGAGAGAGGCUAUUUACAUGCAAUGUGUGCAACAAAUCAUUCUUAAACUCAUCUGACUUUCGUGUGCACCAACGUUUUCACACAGGAGAGAAACCAUUCUCAUGCGAGCUCUGCGACCAAUCUUUCUCAGGCUUAUCAACCCUCCGUAGACACCAGCGGAUUCACACAGGGGAGAAACCAUUCAUAUGUGAGGUGUGUAAUAAACCAUUCUCACGGUUAACGAACCUGCAGAUCCACCAACGCAUUCACACAGGGGAGAAGCCAUUCACAUGUGAGGUGUGUGACAAAUCAUUCUCACGCUCAGGAACCCUGCGCAAACAUCAACUUAUUCACACGGGUGAGAAACCCUUCGCAUGCGAAUUGUGUGACAAAUCAUUCUUGCAGUUAACCAGCCUCCAGAUCCACCAACGUGUUCACACUGGGGAGAAACCAUUCACAUGUGAAGUAUGUGACAAAUCAUUUUCAGACUCAUCAACCCUCCGUAAACACAGCCGUAUUCACACUGGGGAGAAGCCAUUCACAUGUGAGGUGUGUGACAAAUCAUUCUCGGUUUCAUCAACUCUCCGUGUACAUGAGCGCAUUCACACAGGGCAGAAGCCAUUGAAAUGCGAGCUGUGUGACAGAUUAUUCUCUGUUUCAUCGACCCUCCGCAGGCAUCAACACACUCACACAGGGAAGAAACUAUUCAGAUGUGAGGUUUGCAGUAAAGCUUUUGUAACAUCAACAAAGCUUCUAAUACAUCAGAGGAUUCACACAGGGGAGAAACCAUUUCGGUGUAAAUUGUGUGACAAGUCAUUCUUGUGGCCCUCAAACCUCCUUCGACACCAAUGCAUUCACACGAGGGAGAAACCAUUCAGGUGCAAGAUUUGCAACAAAGCUUUCGCACAAUCAUCGAGCCUCCUGGUCCAUCAGAUAAUUCACACAGGGGAGAAACCCUUCAGGUGUGAGGUGUGCGUUAAAUCAUUCUCACGGCUAUCGAACCUCCACCGACACCAGCGCACUCAUACAGGGGAGAAACCAUUCAAGUGUGAGGUGUGUGCCAAAUUGUUUUCACAGUCAUCGCACGUCCGCAAACACCAACGUGUUCACAUGGUAGAAGCCAUUUAAGAGCAUGGUGUGGAACAAAUCAUUCCCCUCUAUGUACACCAACGUUCACAUAGUGGAAAAAACAUACAUGUGUGAGGUUUGAGAUAAAGCUUUGUGACAUCUUUGACACUCCUGAAGGGCCAGAGCACUCACUGAGUGGAAAAAAAAAUCAAGUGUGAGCUUUGUCUUUCAUCAAAUCCUCUGCACUCCUGAUACA